Molecule: messenger RNA, 4062 nt
Organism: Trichophyton verrucosum HKI 0517
Lineage: Eukaryota; Fungi; Ascomycota; Eurotiomycetes; Onygenales; Arthrodermataceae
Exons: 5
Coding region: 1-4062 (1353 amino acids)
Biological process (GO): astral microtubule depolymerization; mitotic spindle assembly
Cellular component (GO): microtubule organizing center; mitotic spindle midzone; spindle microtubule
Molecular function (GO): microtubule binding
Source: RefSeq, a predicted model, not a curated record
AUGGAUGAACGAGCUACGGAGCUAUUAGCUGCCCUGCGCAACACCUCCCUCUCCGUUGAUGCAAAGAUAGCAUCGCUGACCAAGCUUAAGUCGGAGAUCAAACAGAAGAAUGUUCCUACGUCCGCUGCCGGGGAUAUAUUCGAUGCCAUUCGCCUGGCUAUUGCGUCACAGCAUGCGUCCCUCUCCGCUGGUGGUUUCUCCGCGCUUGGUCACCUGCUGAAGCGACUCUAUCUCCAGGAACAGAAUGGCCUGAUCGCCAGCCAAGGGCGACAUACGUACUCGCUGCUGCUUGAGAAACUCGGCGAUCACAAGGAGCGUGUACGGGCUCACGCAUCUCAGGCGUUUGUGGACUUUUGGCAGUCGGCUCCCACAGAGGUUGAGCACCAUGUUCUAGAGGUCGCCCUCGUUGGCAAGAGCCCUAGGGCGAAAGAAACUAGUAUGAUGUGGCUGGUAAAGUUUUGGCUUUUUGUUUUAUACACACCGGCUGACUCCCAUGCUAUGCAGAUGACAAAGGAACGUGGGGUUCUUUUCCGUGCUCAUGUUCCUAGCCUCGUGGUUGGCCUUGAGGAUGCAGACAGCUCCGUCAGAGAGACGGCCAAGGCUGCCGUGAUCGAGUUAUUUCAAAACGCCCCUCCACGAGCUAUAUCAGACUUAAAGAAACAGAUUCAGUCUCAUAAUGUCAGGAGGUCUAUUGCUUUAUCAAUAUUUGCGGCGCUGGGCAUCAAUUCUGUACCCGAUGCAGACCUCCCAUCCUCCCACUCUGGCAUGCCUGCCCGGCCAGGAAGCAGCUUCUCUCACCGUCGAGAAGAACCAGCAAGGCCAAACUCAGUUCUUUCAACACGCUCACAUCAUCACCAAGAUGGAAGCACCAGCAUUGAGCAUGAGGUUCCCAUUUCUCUUGACCCUAUUACCAUAUAUUCGAAUAGGGAAAUCGAUGAGAUGUUUCGUGAUAUGAUACCCCAUUUUGAGGGCAAAGAAACUGAGCACAACUGGCUACACCGUGAAAGGAGUGUCCACACCUUGCGGAGGUUGACCAAAGGAAAUGCACCUCAAGAUUACCAAGCUCACUAUUUGGCAGGCAUAAAACAGCUACUCGAUGGCAUUCUCAAAGCAGUCAAUUCCCUCCGUACUACUCUAUCAGCUGCAGGCUGCUCUCUCCUUCAAGAUAUUGCUCGAGUAAACGGCCCGGCCAUAGAACCAAUGGUGGAGAUUCUGCUUCAAAAUCUUAUCAAACUGUGCGGUGCUGUUAAAAAAAUAACCUCCCAAAGCGGGAAUAUAACUGUUGAUACCAUCAUUGGCAACAUCUCUUACUCCAGUCGUCUCCUUCAGCAUAUGUGGGCUGCAUGCCAGGACAAAAAUACUCAGCCAAGGCUUUUUGCUACAAGAUGGCUUAAAACGCUCAUGAACCGGCAUGCUAAACAUAAGAAUACUAUUGAGCAUAGCGGUGGUGUGGAUAUUAUUGAAAAAUGUAUCAAGAAGGGCUUGGCCGAUGCUAAUCCGGGAGUUCGAGAAAACAUGCGUGGAACUUACUGGACCUUCGCAAGUAUAUGGCCAGAUAGGGCUAGAAGUAUUAUUUCCGAGUUGGAUACCAAGUCAAGGGCACUCCUUGAAAAGGAUGCUGGGAAUCCUAACGCAGCUGCUCACACCACAGCUACUUCGGCUUCCCGCAGUGGACAGCCUUAUAGCUCUUCCUCAAUGAGGAUGACUUUGAAAGAAACCAUUGCUGCUCAAAAGAAGGCUCGGCUAGCUGCAGCAAAGAACCUCCCUCCGCGCCCAGAGUCUGCUCAAUCUGCGUUCGCGGAGCCAAAGUUGGCAAGGCCCAACUUACAAAGACAGCCGGCAUCCUCCGCAUCUAUUCGCAAUGUACCUACCGGAACUCAACCUUCAUCGUCAUCGUCAUCAUCUGCCCAAGGAGGCUCGCUUUCGUCUGCCCCAAUGCGGCCCGGGAUGCGCUCUCGCAGACCGGAGCUGUCGAGGCCUGCAACGGCGGACCCUUAUUCCCGAAGAAAUGCCCCCCUCAGUGCUCAAUCUCAGGUAUUAAGUCCCACCAAUAGUCCACAGAGGUUUUCUCCAAAGUCAGCUCCGGCUCCCCGCACAAGGAACCCUCCGGCAAGGCCAAAGUCUAGGAUGGAAGGUGUAACAACAAAUACUCUUCAAAGGAAAGCCGCAGCAUCCGAACCCCCGAUGGCUCAGCCGCUUGAACCUGAAACUACCAAUUUGAUUGAUCCAGAGCCGGAGAAGGAGCAGCAAAUUGUACCUGAACCAGAACCUGAACCUGAGGCAGCCAUCCCAGUCUCUCGGACACUCGAUGAAGAUAUUUUGAGCCCGACCAAAGCACACGAAGACUUUACCAUUGUCUUGCCUGAUAUCAAUGACCCAAUACAGGUUGAAGCUCCUCAGACUCCAGUUCAACCUUCAGUGGUGACAUCACUAGAAUCAGUGGAUAGAAGCCCAAUGGAAGCGCCCGCAGAACCUUCCAUCGAAACACCAGUUGAAGUGACAGGGGAAGUAUCUAUUGAACCCCAGCAUGAAGAAUCAACCGAAGCGCCAGUGGAAGCACCCGCAUCGACUAUUGAAGCAGCAGUUGAGCCAGCUGAGGUAUUGGAUGAAACCCCAGCUGAAACCCUAGUUGAAACCCCGGUUGCCACGCAAGCCGACAUUCCGGUUGAGCCUCCGGUUGAAGCUCCAAAUGAUAAUCAAACCGCUAGUGAUUUGGCUGACCUUCCGAAUGUCAAUGCCGACCCCACAGAGUCGUCCCGCAUUGAAGACACGCCUCAAGCACCGCCAGAUCCUCACAAGGAUGCAGUUAUCACUGGCGGUCAAAUAACUCCUCCUAGACAACUCGUACUCAGCACAACUCCUCUAUCUAAAAUCCCUACUUCUCCUAAAUUCCGCCAACACAGCAGGGAAAUUGUUCUCUCUAGCCCCCUACGCACUCCUCCAAAGAGCCAUGUUCGACCCUCGGAACCAGAAAGCUCCUCCAUUAUCAAACUCUCACCACCAUCAACCGCUGCUGAAUCCAACGGAGCAACGGCCCUCAAAGUCUAUGAGGAUCCUCAGUCUCCGAUCUCAAAGGCUUCUACUUCUUCGCCCACAACGCCUCACACAAACCGACUAAUUUCAAAAACCAAACCUCUUGAGGCCCGACCACUCAAUGAACCCUCAAGUACCAAUCGCAAAUACAACCAGGAUGCCCAGAGUAUUUCUCCACUUUCAUAUUCACCUCCGGCCUCUGCGUCCAAUGAGAACUCCCAUCGACGAUGGAAGAAGGCUGAAAUAUCAGAAAAGCGAAGAAGCCUCAGCCCUCAUUCUAAAGAUCCUAAUCGGGCACGAGAUAUGGUCGAUAGAGGGCUUAUGAGAAUUCGAACCUCGGCUCUAGAUGUCCAUGGGUAUAGAAAAUUCCAGAGCCUUAUCCGUUACCAUGACUCUAUCUUAAAUGAUGAAGCAAAGUAUUCUCAAAUCUUGCUUGCUUUGUUCGAUGCGUUAGAAUCACCGGAUGAAAACAGAGUAUCGAGUACAAGCCGAUCCUUUGACCUCAAAACGCAAAUUCUCUUCACUAUACGGCUCAUGCUAUCGCAAAACCGGGAAUAUUUCUCCAAGUUUUACUCGAGAGCAAUGGUGUCAAUCAUCCGGACAAGGAAACACUAUGAAAUCACGAAUCACAUUGUUUCUGGCCUUGAAGAGACGUCCGAAGAUAUUGUUAGCGCCUGCAACCCUCAAGAGGUAGUGGACGAUAUUCUUCAACUUCUGGAAACAGAAGAGAAGUCAAUAGAAGCAAGUCGGAUGGUAUCCAUGGGCACAUAUGUCCUUUGUGGACUCCUUCACCGCUUGAAUGAAAAGAAGCUCUACUUCAAUGAUUCCGAACUCCAACGGCUCGGCAAAUUUGCCAGCGAAAAUCUCAGAAAUCCUCAGCCGGACGUCCGCCGUGCAGUCAUGGACUUCUGCCUAGAACUACACGAGAUGGUAAAGCCUGAAGAGAAGUUCUGGUCCAUUGUUAACUCUCCCGGAGAAGACGUUCGGCCACUCCUGACAUACUAUAUCGUGAGAAAACCUAAGGCUUAG